GAAGUGAGCUCAGUGUUAAUUUAACAGCGAAGUUGGCCAGCAGUGAGUGCGAGUUCCCCAGAGCCAAAUACAAAGCAACCAGUUACCACGUCAAAGUCAAAGACAUCUCGAGUGAAGCCGGGAGACUGCAGAGACACAAAAUCCAAAUAAACUCGCUAGAGGAAAAUUUUAUCGAAAUCGCAUAAAUUGACUGAGCCGCAAAAUGUGUGGAAUUUUCGCAUACCUCAACUAUCUGACACCCAAGUCGCGUGAGGAAGUGUUAGAUCUGCUGGUGACAGGUCUGAAGCGGCUGGAGUACCGUGGCUAUGACUCGACUGGCGUGGCCAUUGAUAGCCCUGACAACAAGAGUAUUGUGAUGGUUAAGCGCACCGGAAAGGUCAAGGUCCUAGAGGAUGCCAUUCACGAGAAUUUUAGUGGGGGCGAGUACAGUGAACCCGUGGCGACUCACGUGGGCAUCGCACACACUCGAUGGGCCACCCACGGUGUGCCCUGUGAGCGCAACUCGCAUCCACAACGCUCCGACGAGGCGAACAGCUUUGUGGUGGUGCACAACGGCAUCAUUACCAACUACAACGACGUGAAAACCUUCCUGGCCAAGAAGGGCUACGAGUUCGAGUCGGACACCGAUACGGAAGUCUUUGCCAAGCUGGUGCAUCACUUGUGGAAGAAACAUCCCAACUACUCGUUCCGCGAGCUCGUUGAGCAGGCCAUUCAGCAAGUGGAGGGCGCCUUUGCCAUCGCCGUCAAGUCGAAGCACUUUCCAGGCGAGUGCGUCGCAUCCCGCAGAAGUUCCCCCCUCCUGGUGGCCAUCAAGACAAAGACUCGCCUGGCCACAGAUCACAUUCCCAUUCUCUAUGGCAAGGACGACAAGAAGGCGAGCUCCGAUCAAGAUGCCGAAUCCGGCAAGCCCCAAGAAUUACGUCCACAUGGACAAACUCGUGAAUUGCCAGUGUUGCCCCGUUCGGACAGCACCUCGGAGUUCAUGCCGCUGGAGGAGAAGGAGGUCGAGUACUUCUUCGCUUCGGACGCCUCGGCUGUCAUCGAGCACACGAACCGUGUCAUCUACUUGGAGGAUGACGAUGUCGCGGCUGUCCGCGAUGGCACUUUAAGCAUCCAUCGCUUGAAGAAGAGCCUCGACGAUCCACACGCACGUGAGAUCACCACACUGAAGAUGGAGAUCCAGCAGAUCAUGAAGGGCAACUUCGACUACUUCAUGCAGAAGGAAAUCUUCGAACAGCCCGAGUCCGUGGUUAAUACAAUGCGAGGACGCGUUCGCUUCGAUAGCAACAGCAUUGUGCUGGGCGGCAUUAAGGAUUACAUUCCAGAGAUCAAGCGCUGCCGUCGUCUUAUGCUCAUUGGCUGCGGCACCUCAUACCACAGCGCAGUGGCCACACGACAGCUGCUCGAGGAACUUACAGAACUGCCCGUGAUGGUGGAACUCGCUUCCGACUUCCUCGAUCGCAACACGCCCAUUUUCCGUGACGAUGUCUGCUUCUUCAUCUCACAGUCCGGCGAGACAGCCGACACUCUGAUGGCCCUGCGCUACUGCAAACAGCGUGGAGCUCUCAUCGUGGGCAUCACCAACACUGUGGGCAGCAGCAUCUGUCGCGAGUCCCAUUGCGGUGUCCACAUCAACGCUGGCCCCGAGAUUGGCGUGGCCUCCACUAAAGCCUACACUUCACAGUUCAUCUCACUAGUAAUGUUCGCUUUGGUCAUGUCCGAGGAUCGUUUGUCGCUGCAGCAGCGUCGUCUUGAGAUUCUGCAGGCUCUGUCAAAGCUGGGUGAUCAGAUUCGCGAAGUGCUCAAGCUAGACUCGAAGGUACAGGAACUGGCCAAGGAUCUCUAUCAGCACAAGUCGCUGCUGAUCAUGGGUCGCGGCUACAACUUUGCCACCUGCCUGGAGGGAGCUCUGAAAGUCAAGGAGUUGACGUACAUGCACAGCGAGGGCAUCAUGGCCGGUGAACUGAAGCACGGUCCUUUGGCCCUGGUGGAUGACUCGAUGCCCGUGAUGAUGAUCGUGCUGCGUGAUCCCGUCUAUGUGAAGUGCAUGAAUGCCCUGCAGCAGGUGACCUCGCGCAAAGGCUGCCCCAUCAUCAUCUGCGAGGAGGGCGAUGAGGAGACAAAGGCCUUCUCCUCGCGCAACCUCGAGAUUCCCCGCACCGUCGACUGCCUGCAAGGUAUCCUCACCGUCAUCCCCAUGCAGCUCCUCUCCUAUCACAUCGCCGUGCUGCGUGGCUGCGACGUCGACUGUCCGCGUAACUUGGCUAAGUCCGUGACCGUGGAGUAACCACAUCCAAGGGGGAUCUCUUUCCAUGAUAAUCUCUAUAUGCACACAUACGUACACGCUCACUCACACACACACACAACUCGCAUAUUUGCAUGUAUACACUUUGAUUUUAUAAUUACUCUUUCAUCAAGAUCCAAUCUACUUAAUACAAUUAAAUUGACAUUGUUUUGUUAAA
This is a messenger RNA of Drosophila sulfurigaster albostrigata, 2462 nucleotides long. Its product is annotated as glutamine--fructose-6-phosphate aminotransferase [isomerizing] 2. The record is from RefSeq and is a predicted model, not a curated record. Lineage: Eukaryota; Metazoa; Arthropoda; Insecta; Diptera; Drosophilidae. Bases 203 to 2287 code for a protein of 694 amino acids. Gene Ontology annotation, biological process: carbohydrate derivative biosynthetic process; fructose 6-phosphate metabolic process; protein N-linked glycosylation. Gene Ontology annotation, molecular function: carbohydrate derivative binding; L-glutamine:D-fructose-6-phosphate transaminase (isomerizing) activity. The transcript is spliced from 10 exons.